UCUUAUAACAUCCUGAUUCCUCCCCCCCCCCCCCCCGCGUCUAGAAAUACCUUUCCCCCUCUCUCCAAAACGGGGAAAGAGAAACAAGAGAGAGGAAGUGUGUGUGUGUGGUGGUGGUGGGGAAGCUACUGAGAGGACAGAAGCAAGACACCGUUUAAGAGAAGAGGUGGAAAGGCUGAGUUUAAAGAGAUCUAACCUGCAGCAGCAGCUCAGAUGAACAGUAGAGGAGUUUUGAUCGGAUCCCAGUAGCUUUCUGGGGAAGCCACCAGCCCAGCUGCUAGAAGCGUUUGAUCUGAUCCCAUAUGUCUGCUGGGGGAAGCAGGAACCGGCAGAGACGUUUGAGCCCAAAUACCUGCUUAUAAGAACCAGUAAAGGAGUUUGACCUGCUGGGGAAGCCGCCACGCUCAGCAGAAAGGAAUCGGCGGAGGAGUUUGACCUGAUGCCGGGUACCCUGCUGGAGAAGCCCCCGAGAAGCCCAGCAGCUCCAAGAGGAGUUUGAUCUGAUCCCAGAUGCCUGGUGGAGAAGGCACCGAGCCCCGCAGACAGGGGACUUUGGUGUGAUCCGAGCCCCCUCCCUUUCCCCUGUGCCCCCCUUCCCCUGAGCGGUAAUGACCCUGUCAGGCGGCAGCAGCACCAGCGACAUGUCCGGCCAGACCGUCCUGACGGCCGAAGAUGUGGAUAUCGACGUGGUGGGAGAAGGGGACGAAGGGCUGGAGAAGGACAGCGACGGCGAGGCCAGCAGCCCGGCCGGGCUGCCCCUGGAGGAGGCGGAGGAGCUGCUGCUCCCCAAGGAGGCGGGGGCAGGAGGGGAGCGCAGCGGCAGCAGCAGCCCGGCGGAGGCCAUCCCUAGCGGGGCGGCGGACGGGGGCAAGGCGGCAGGCGGCGGCGGGGUGGGGGAGGACGGCGGCGGCGGGGCCCUGCCGGGGCAGAGCAAGCCCAAGAACAGCCUGGUGAAGCCGCCCUACUCCUACAUCGCGCUCAUCACCAUGGCCAUCCUGCAGAGCCCGCAGAAGAAGCUGACGCUGAGCGGCAUCUGCGAGUUCAUCAGCAACCGCUUCCCCUACUACCGGGAGAAGUUCCCGGCCUGGCAGAACAGCAUCCGCCACAACCUCUCGCUCAACGACUGCUUCGUCAAGAUCCCCCGCGAGCCGGGCAACCCGGGCAAGGGCAACUACUGGACGCUGGACCCCCAGUCCGAGGACAUGUUCGACAACGGCAGCUUCCUCCGGCGCAGGAAGCGCUUCAAGCGCCACCAGCAGGAGCACCUGCGCGAGCAGACGGCGCUCAUGAUGCAGAGCUUCGGCGCCUACAGCCUGGCCAGCCCCUACGGCCGGCCCUACGGGCUGCACCCCGGCGCCUACCCGCACCCGGCCGCCGCCGCCCUGCAGUACCCCUACAUCCCGCCCGUGGGGCCCAUGCUGCCCCCGGCCGUGCCCCUGCUGCCUUCCAGCGAGCUGAGCCGCAAAGCCUUCAACUCCCAGCUCAGCCCCAGCCUCCAGCUGCAGCUCAACAGCCUCAGCGCCGCCAGCUCCCUCAUCAAGUCGGAGCCCAGCAGCCGGCCCUCGUUCAGCAUAGAGAAUAUCAUCGGAGUGUCGGCCACCAGCUCAGGGAGCAGCGCACAGACUUUUCUCCGGCCCCCGGUCACCGUCCAGUCCGCCCUCAUGGCCCACCAGCCGCUGUCCCUCACCCGGACCACAGCAGCCAUCGCUCCCAUCCUGAGCGUGCCUACAAACAUUAUCUCGGGACAGUUCCUGCAGCCCGCAGCGUCCGCGGCAGCCGUGCAGGCAAAAUGGCCAGCCCAGUAAUUAAGAACUACCCCGGGCUCAGUGCUGAUUCUUUGCUUUUUUAUUAUUAUUAUUAUUUUAUAUCCAUCUAUCUAUAAAUAAGAGACUCGGGGAGGGGGCCGGAAACACCCGACCUCUCUUCCUAUCAAUCAGAGACAAAACCCCUGGACGCUAACAAAAUCAAAUUAAAAACCUGCACUGUACAAGCAAAAAGAAAGAAAGAAAAAAAUAACCAGCCCCCUAUAUUAAAAAAAAAAAAAAAGCCAAACACACACACAAUCACACAAGGAAUGCUUUCUGUACAGGUAAAAAAAGAAAGAAAGAAAAGAAAUCCAAUCAACAUUUGUACAUAUUUGUAUUAAAAAGUAUUGACUUUACUUUUGGGGUUUUUAUUUUUUUAAAAAGGCAAAUAACAGUAGGAAUUAGGAGCUUUGAACUUUCACUUUUUUUGAAGGUUCUUACUCUCCAAACAGUUUUAUCUGAAAGAACAAAAAAUGUAUUAAAAAAGCGGGGAAAAUUUUAAAUAUUAAACAAACAAAAAAUUGGAGGGGAAAAGGACAAAAACCCAGUCAUUCUAUUAUAGAAGUCUGUUUAUAUAUGAAUGAAUAUAUGUAUUCUAAAUGUUAUUCCUUCGUGUUGUACACAACUUUGUAAAUAAAUUUUUAAAAUGCUG
Messenger RNA from Gopherus flavomarginatus (Mexican gopher tortoise), 2457 nucleotides. RefSeq names its product forkhead box D3 (gene FOXD3). NCBI's taxonomy places the organism in Eukaryota, Metazoa, Chordata, Testudines, Testudinidae. The transcript has 2 exons. Gene Ontology annotation, molecular function: DNA-binding transcription factor activity, RNA polymerase II-specific; RNA polymerase II cis-regulatory region sequence-specific DNA binding. The coding region runs from base 609 to 1805 and encodes 398 amino acids. The record is from RefSeq and is a predicted model, not a curated record. Gene Ontology annotation, biological process: regulation of transcription by RNA polymerase II; anatomical structure morphogenesis; cell differentiation.